AUGUGCAUGCCCCAGGCUGGAAGGCAAAUGAAUGUGGUUGCGGAUCUGACCAGUCACAUCAAGGUGAGGAAAAGCCCAGGUCUUUUCAUCUUUGGAGCCAUUCCGGUGGAACAGUCCAAGAUGCCGCAGAAGAAGCAAGAGGAAAAGCAAGAGGAACAUGACUCCGAGGAUGAGAACUUGACCUUGCAGCAAUUGGUUCCUUCUGAUCCUGCUCAUCCUGCUUCAGACAAGAAGCCAAGGAAAAAGAGAUCCAGACAUGCCAAAUCCCUCAUCUUGAUGAAACAGAAUUUAGCUGAAUCUGAGGUGACGUACUCGGUCUUUUUGCGUGCUCACACCAAGGCGGCUCCUUUGGCUGGAGCCGCGCAUUGCGACAGUGGCGGAUGGGUGGCAGUUCAGAAUGGUUUGCUUCAGGGCAACAUGCCUGAGUGCGCAAUCUGCAAGGAUAUCUUCGCAAAAGCAGGUUUGGAUGCACAAGAGUGCAUGAAACAAGUGGAGCUGGCAUUAGAUAGCAGAGCGGCCUUGCAGGAUCACUGGGAGUUCCAGGAGAAUCGUGACAAGAAACAGAAAAGGCAUCAUCCUUUCAACACAGAUGGCCUCACUGGAGAGCAGCUUGUGGAGAAUGAUGACAACAUGGAGUUUCUUGCUAGAGGCUCACACAACAAGAAGAUUCCAGUGCAAUGCAAUGCAUGUGUCCGUCCACAUGGCAAGCAUGGUCCUCGAGCUAUCUUUGACUUGAUCAACUUGAAGUAUGACCACUGGUACUACCAGCAUGUGCUCAGUGCCACCCACAUCAGAUAUACCCAAGAUCAAAAGGUUUCAGGCGUCAAGAACGAAGAGUCUCAACUUCAGUGUGCAGGCUGGCAGAUGAGCAAAGCCAUGCUAACUUGUCGUCUUUCCAGGCUUGGGGAAGGCUUGGUGGAAUACGCCACAGUCACAAGUACAGAAUCAACAGAGCACAUGAACCGAACGAUGCACUCCUUCAAUGUGAUUCAAGGGAAAGACGUUGUCAUCAAGCACAGGAAUUGUGCAGGGCUGGCCUCCACAGUCAGCCAAGGGCAUCCCAUGUGCCCACUUUGCUUUGACAUUGGCCAGAACAGAAACAUUGCCCAUCAAACUGCAAAGCUUUUUGUGAAGACCUUGGCAGCUCGACUCUUGAGUUGUCGGCUGUUCUCGAUUGAAGCAGAGCAGGAUCUCAUCCAGGAGGCACGGAAAAGCAGUGUCUACAAAGCCGGCUGGCAGGCGGCGCUGGUGAAAGUUUUAAAGAUGAAAGUCUCCCAGCUGCAGAAAUUUGUCCGGACAUCUUGGCUCUCCUUGGGAGAUGAGUGGAGAACCCCUGCCUACAAACAAAAGGUGGCAUGCCUUGUUGCACCGUGCCUAUCCGUGAACCUUGAGAACUAUCAGCCUGAAGUGGCACAACGAGCAAGUGGCCUGGCCAAAGCCAUCUCUUCUGGACAGCUUCACACAAUUGCAGAUGUGGAGUUAAAAUUAGCGGCAAGUGUUGCCAACGGUGCACUUCGUCAUCAUCCUUUGGUUCAAGGUCUGUUGGUGGCCGCAGUGGAGCAAAGCCGGAGGUUGGACCGUGGUGCCAACUGCAUGAGGAACCUUCAGGUGAGCGAGGCUGAGCGUAACAUGAUGAUCGAGGCAGCAGUUGUCAUUUCACAAUCAGCUUCGUCCAAGGAUUUGCUCAAAACUUUCGGCAUUGCGUGUCUGGAUGAAAAGGUUCAAGCUUUCGAUCCAGGAUCCGCAUCUCUUCCAGACCCGUGGCUAGCAAACGACAACAUCACUGUGUUGGAGAACAACGCACGCAUGAUCCAGAAUGCCAUUCCAUUGCAGAAGGACUGGGUCACAAUAUGA
Molecule: messenger RNA, 1854 nt
Organism: Durusdinium trenchii
Lineage: Eukaryota; Dinophyceae; Suessiales; Symbiodiniaceae
Source: the annotation of a GenBank genome assembly